Messenger RNA from Monopterus albus (swamp eel), 5895 nucleotides. RefSeq names its product protein phosphatase 1 regulatory subunit 3E. Lineage: Eukaryota; Metazoa; Chordata; Actinopteri; Synbranchiformes; Synbranchidae. Bases 354 to 1277 code for a protein of 307 amino acids. The record is from RefSeq and is a predicted model, not a curated record. Gene Ontology annotation, biological process: regulation of glycogen biosynthetic process. The transcript has a single exon. Gene Ontology annotation, cellular component: protein phosphatase type 1 complex. Gene Ontology annotation, molecular function: glycogen binding; protein phosphatase 1 binding.
CUGCCUCACGGAGGUUCAAGUCAGCUGUGAGAACGCACUGUAUGCGUGUGGCGUGAAAACGGGAUGGAACGAUGGUCGCUUUGAAGAGGAAGGUAUUCCUAUUUUAUUCGUUUUAUAAUGAGAAGGCAGUGAGAUUAAUUUCAUACACUGAAAUUUAAAGUGCGUCGAAGCAAACACUUAGCUGGCGCACAGCAACACCUUGGUUUAUUGGUCCAGGAAGGAAAGUGUCAGCUUCUGACGCAACCGGAGCACCUAUCCGCAAGGGGGACACUAACACCUGACGUCUCCAUCUCCUGGCCGGUCUUUCCCAUCACGACUACUUUCGUUCUGCAGUGCAGGGACUGCUGCGUUUUAUGGAAGCGGAGUCUGUGCAGCCUGUCGUGGUCAUGCUGCCCCCAAAGAAUUGCCUGCCGAGGAACUACAGCUGUAUAGCUGGACUGUUCGGAAGCCUGGCAGCGGCAAACCCACGACUUGAAGAUUCGGAUGAAUGUGACAUGAUGAACGGUACCUGUGAGCCGAUCGAGAGCCCCGUGGUGGAUGAGAGACCACGGGGCAGAGAGAUACUUCUGAAGCCUCCACAGAGUCCAAACCUGCGGCGGAGAUGCAAGUCGCUGCCCACACCUUCGGAGAGAGCCAAGUUAGAAAUCUCCCGCAGCAGAAGCCCAACCAGUCAAAAGAAAGUCCGCUUCGCCGACUCCCUGGGCCUAGAGCUCAUUUCAGUGAAACAUUUCGAUGACACAGAUGUGCCAGAGGUCCCGGAGCGCAUAUUGGCAAAACUACCCAAAGGACACCCCCAUCUUAACCACUUGGACACAAAAUUCCCCCGGGCUCCUGCGCAGUCUGUGUUCAUGGAGUUGGAGUUCACCAACCCAGGCACGUUACCCGGUUUUGAGCAGAAAGUGAGGGAGGUGAAAGUCCUACUGGAGACCGUUCAGGCAGACGAAUUCAGCCUCUCCGGAUUUGUGCGUGUAUUGAAUCUGGCUUUCGAAAAGAGCGUCUCUUUGCGGUAUUCUCUAAACAACUGGAUAACAUUUAUGGACAGUUUGGCGUCCUAUGUUCCCAACUCAAACGACGGUGUCACCGAUAAGUUCUGUUUCAAGAUCGUCAUGCCCACGUACCUCGACAACGGAGGUACAUUGCAGUUUGCAAUCAAAUACUGUGUCGGCGGGCAAGAGUUCUGGGAUAACAAUGACGGGAACAACUACAAAGUGCGCCAUCACCGGUUCAAGAUGUCUCCACCUCGGGAAUGGGAGAACGGGUGGAUUCACUUUAUCUGACCUACGUUGUCUGCAGUGGCGCACUUGUGUGCGCAAUUUGCGUGUAAUUUAUCCCUGGGUACCUUAAUUAUGACUGCAGCCUGUUUAGAAUGAUUUGUUUUCUGAAAUUGUCAGCUACACACAUGCUGUGACACAGAAAAUAAUUUCCCACAAUAUUUCAACUAUUUGCCCCGCUGUGGCGACAGAUUGAGCGAUAAAACCAGGUGCAAGCCUUUGAUAGCUGCCUGGCGUGGGAUGCUGUUAGAUAAUUUGCCUUGAUGUCAAGGCUCUGUACAGCUUGGUGCCCUUUGGGAGGGUAUGUUCAAAUUAUGUAAUGUAAAAACACGUGCCACGGAAAACGUGCCGGGGUAAUAUCGACUUCAGGCAUCACGCUCAUUUGAGGAGAUGCAGUGAAUUGGCUAAAUGGGAAGCAGGAAGCAUCACAUCUUGGCUGAUGUAGAAGCCAAGCGAACCCAGUAGCAUACUCCUUGAGUGGUUUCCUGCAGGCUGGGGAAUAAACGCACAUGAUGACUCACUAAGCUGACAGUCAGACCUCUGAGAAAGGGUAUUUUAUUCAAAAAGAAACAAAACAAACAAGACUAUGUAUAAUUUCCCAAUCAUACCAUUGGAAAAAUGCCUUAUUUUAAGCCAUGGUGUAGGAAGUUGUGCAUUGAACAUUGUACAGUAUUUUCUUCAUUUAGCUUGAAUAGAUUAAAUGCAUUAGAUGGUUAUCAUCAUCAUUAAACAUACAUUUUAAUAAGACCUAUAGGCACUGGGAAUUACUCUCCAUUUACCUUUAGGCUUCCAAACCAGGGACUCAAUACUCCAUUAUAAACUUGCCUUUAGCCAUAUAUUCGCACCUAGUCAACACACACUGUAUAUUCUUUGCUGCAUUCAUGUAACAGGAUCAAAAAGGUCUAACCAAAGUCCAGAGACAAUUAACUCAAAGAAAUUGUCUCUAGGAAAAACAUCCUCAAAUUAUACCUGCAACAUGCAUGGCCUUCUCUGUCAAAUCAUAAAGGCUAUGUUUAUAAAGAAUGGGUUUUUAACAGGUUACGUUUAUCUGAAAUUACUUGUGGACCUUUACUCUUCUUCAGGUUGUGUGACAGAUCAGAUGUUAUUUUCAAAGGAAUUAUUUUCUAACAGAUACAGUCAAACUGAAAAAAGGAUUAUUGUACAUUUAAAAUUUUAAAACACAGAGUUUAUUAAUUUCUAUUGUUUGUGAUUACAUACUCGAACUUUUCAGAGAGCAGCAGCAUCUGUAGACAAAAAAUGUAAUAGGUAACUGUUUUCUGCUUUUGUAAAAGUACAUACAUGAUGGUCAUCUUUGCUCCUUGCACUUCUUACACAUGACCAAAAUGAUCUGAACCGCCUGAACUGAUGUCUGAUUGUUUCAUUUCCAUACCAUGUUCCUUGACUGAUGUUAUACAUCUCGUCUUCCCCCACAAAUAGCAGCUUAUGUUACAUUAAUAUAUUUUGAUUAACUCACUGGUGAAUAAUCCGUCCAUUAUGCUCCUGAACAUGUACUCAGUUGUUAUACCUAUCAGGGUUGUAUGUCAUUGGCAAAUGUGCUUCCUUAAAAGCAGCUGUGCAUCAUGCUUCUUUUAAAUUGUGUGAUAACGAUGUUUGUGAGUGUUCAGCAACAACAGGAAAUACAAGCAGGAUGCUUUUAAAUACAGUGCACUGACUGUAAUGUAAACAUCGCUCUGGCCUUAGUUUACAUCACCAUGGCCUCAGAGGGAAGCUCUUCAUUUAAUGAGACCAUCAGGUUGGGAUGAGGAUACAGACUAUUCCUGUAACCACUUAGUUUUUGGAGCAGUUCCAGUGUGUAUCUAUUGUUAAUGUUUCUCUCAAAAUCUGACAUGGUUUGUGUUACUGCAGUGCUAUACAGUACCUGGUGUUAUUAGAUUAGUUUUGCUGAAAUGAGAGAUGUCCAGCAGAUAGUUGAUUUGGUACCACUCAGCUUAGCUUUAUCAUGUGCAGAGCUUUCUCUUUAAAUACACUGUGGAUAUAAUAGGUCUGGUCAUGGUAGAGAUUAGUGUUGUUUUUAUUGUUAAAUCAGUGGGUAUUAGCUUAUUGUCUGCUUUGUUCUAUGCAAACUUUGUUCAAGCAUCCAUGUAGUGCAAUAACAGGAAGCAUUAAUUAUCCAGGUGGGGACUACUGAUGUGGGUACAGAGAGAUGCAUCAAUUUCAGUUGAUCAACGCCAACACAGAUUGUGAUUUUAAUAUUUUACUGAUAUCUGAUCAGAUUUGCUCUGAUAGGCAACAAUAUAGUUUGGGGUUUGCUUGAUGCAAAUUACUGUCUGAAUAUGAUGCUUUCUCUGUUUUCUAUCACAUGUAAUUCUUUGGUUUUUAAAAAAAAGUGUAAAAACUGUAAGAUACCAGUGCUCAGUUUUAGCCUGGCAUCGCCCACACUGCUGUUGUUACUGAUGCAUUGCUACCAUAAAGGAAGCGAAGGGCUUCUGGUCUGACUAGGCUUUCACCUCAGUGUGUAUACUGUAUAGAUAUGUAUAUAAAUGUGUUAAUGUCUUCCUCUUACUGUUCUGUGUUGUGUGUAUUUGGAAACAUUUUAAAGUGUAAUUGAGUGAUGCCGGUGAUAAAAGUUUAUGGGAUGAUCUAGCAAAGCUGGAAGAGAAAAUAUGAACCGAAACAUAGUGAAUUCCUAAAAGCACAGUUUUUAAUUAAAGCUUUCUUCAGGGCCUUUUAAAAUAAGGCUGGUGAUAGAUUUAGAAAUACCACAAACUGUAAUAUUUUGUCUCAAAUUAUGGUUUACAUAACCGUAAUAUAUUGUAGAAUUAUCUCUAAAAUAUAUAUACCUAAAUGUGAGCAGUGUAUAAGUGAAAUAUAUUGGAAACCCUGUGUGCAAAACCAUAGGUGUACAAUACGUCUGAGUUUACUUAGAGACAUGUAGGAGAGGUAUAAAGGGCACGUGGUUGUGUGUUAAGAAAUAAAGAGAUUGCAGAAUAUGUGACCUCUGGACAAUGACAAGGGAUUUAUCUGGGCAAGAUGAGAUGCACUUUGGUAUCUCAUAACAUUUGGCAUGAGUGACUAAUGAUUGAAGCUGAUACUGAUCAGACUCAGUCAAAGCAGUCUAUACACUUAAGAAUGAGAACAAGGAAUGUGUCCUGGUAUGUAACUGAAAGCCUCUGUGCUACUAACCAAGAUAUUCCUCUCUUUUUUCCAUAUUUCACAUCUCCUUUUUGUCACAGUGGCAGCUUAAAUAUUUUCUAAUUUAUAGCCAUUGUAUGGCAUUGGAUUUAUUUCUUGGUUUGCUUUCUAGUCAGCGAGUUAUUUUAAUUUUAUGCAAAUCCUAUGCAUGUCUUAUAUGUUGUUACAUCUGCGGUCAUCUGACUGUUAAUCUGUUCUGUGAGCUAUUUUUUUCUGAUUUUGCAGUGAAUAUUAACCAUGUUUGCAUAUACGGCAGCAACAUACCUUUAUUUAUGCUUAGUUCUUAAUGUAAUCCACAUUUUGUUAAAACACUGCUUAAUAAAGGCAUCUGCUGUAGAAACCUAGCAUCUUGUCAAUACUUUAAGCUCACAAUCUGCCAGUGUAAUCUUUAUACUGUAGUCUUUUAUUCAGUCUCUCUCUACUUAUGAACAUUGAAUACAAUCUGUUGCACAAUCAUGUAAUCCUAGGUAUUGUUUCAAAAUGUCGUGUCAUAGAGUCUAGCAAACCUCCACAGUAUCUGUUAUUAUCAUAUAAAAUAUUACUAUGCUGUGUGUGACUGCAGAGCUGUGCAUGUUUAUCGUCUCAAGAUGUCUUACUAUUAGAUCAGCUAAUGAAUGGGCUCCUGCUCCUCCCCAUUCAUAAACUAGCACACUGCGGUGGGGUGCACUAUAGUCAUCGCCAUUGUAGAAAUGGCUGUGGACAUGUCCUUGAAUCAAUUACAGACUGACGCCCCACCCCCAGUGCUUCUGAAAGGGAGGGGAUGGAGCUUGAAGCAGAGAGAGGUGCAGCACGAGCUGGGCAAAGGUAGAAUAAACAGAUAAUGAAAGAGCAUGUAAAAGAUAAUAACACGGCAUGUUUGACCUUUUCCACUCUUUGUCACACUCCCUCAGAAACCAGAGUAUUUCCUCACGGCUCAGACAGUUAGUGCAGCUAUUUAACUGCAGAGGUAAUGCAGAUGCUUGUGUAGCUUUCCUGUAAUCAGCUGUUUAAAGCCUAGCAGAGAAUUUAUAUGAAGAACAUCUGUUCUUUAAAAUUGUGUCAAACAUACUGUAUAUUCAGUCUGAACAUUAUAACACAUCCCAAACAGUUUAUCCCCAUGCUUAGAUUCAUAGCUUGUUAGUGCUACAAAUGUAUUUAAAUUAGACAUUUUCUCUGCAGUUUAUGUUGUAAACUAUUCUGGUUAACAAAUACCAAAUAAAAUCAAUCACUUUGAUUUUAAGUGUCAAACCAGCCUUUUCUCUGAAUAGCACUGGAAAACCUUAAAUGAUAAAGAGUAAGUCCACUGGCAUGCGGUUAAGUAAAGCCUGAGUCUAGAGUUCAUCAACAAAACCUCCAGUUCUGUCAUUAAAUUAAUUAAAUAGAUGAUAAUGGCACUAUCAUAUAAUAGGUCCUUCUCAUUUUCUUUGAGCAGCAAUAUACUAAUGUUAGGAUUGGAUUUCAGGAGUUAAAGUUAUUUUUCUACUUAUCAGUA